AUGGACAUCCCCAUCAGCAACAGAGACUUCCGCUGCCUGCAGCUGGCCUGUGUGGCCCUUGGCCUGGUGGCUGGCAGCAUCAUCAUCGGCGUCUCCGUGUCCAAAGCUGCAGCUGCUGUGGGUGGUAUCUUUAUUGGCGCUGCUGGUCUGGGGCUUCUCAUCUUGGCCUACCCAUUCCUGAAGGCUCGCUUCAACCUGGACCACAUCCUGCCUAACAUAGGGAGCCUGAGAAUCCGCCCCCAUCCAGGGCCAGACGGUGGGGAGGGAAGAUCCAAUGCCAAUGGCAAUAAAGAGGGAGUCCGCAGCAGCCUGUCUACCGUGAGCAGAACCCUGGAGAAGCUGAAGCCAGGGGCCCGGGGGACUGGGAACAGCUAA
Messenger RNA from Phyllostomus hastatus (greater spear-nosed bat), 375 nucleotides. RefSeq names its product kinocilin (gene KNCN). The coding region runs from base 1 to 375 and encodes 124 amino acids. Gene Ontology annotation, cellular component: apical plasma membrane; ciliary basal body; cuticular plate. The record is from RefSeq and is a predicted model, not a curated record. The transcript is spliced from 4 exons. Lineage: Eukaryota; Metazoa; Chordata; Mammalia; Chiroptera; Phyllostomidae.